AGCAUCAAUAGUUGCAAUAUACAUUUUUUCCUGUUGUGCCAAAAUUUCAGUUUACAAAUUAAGAACACUUUUGUUCAUAUAAUGGCUGGAAAUUGCAAGAUAGUAGUAUUGUGUAAAGGAUUAUCUGAAAAGAACAACACGCAGGAAACAUACAGCAAGCUAUUGGAAUCAGCUGGUUAUAAUUGCGAAUGUUUACAAACUUUGAAAUUCGAAUUUGUAAAUAUUUCGGAUCUGCGAACAUGUUUGUCAGCAGUUGAUAGAUAUAGUGGUUUAAUAUUAACCAGUCCUCGUACAGUUGAAGCUAUUGCAUUGGCAGUAAAAGAAGAUACUAGUAUUCUGUACCAUUGGGAACAGAUGCCAACAUACUGCGUGGGAUCUGUGACAGAGUCUUUUGCAAGAAAUCAACUUAAUUUGCAACAUUGUGUAGGCAGUCAGUUUGGUAAUGCAAAGCAACUGGCUGAAAAAAUUGUUCUUGAUAUAAAGAAAAAUUCCAAACCAUUAUUGUAUCCAUGCAGUGAAAUUGCACGUGAAACUAUCUCUUGUAUUGUCGGAGAUAGUGGAAUUUCAAUAGAAAAGAUCAUAGUUUAUAGAACAUUAGAGAGCGAAACUCUUGAACAAGAAUUGCCAAAAAUGCUUGAGAAAUCUAGUAUAUUUGUUUUUUUCAGUCCAUCUACAGUUGAGCAUAUUACAGCGCAACUUAAGAAAAAUUUCUAUAAUAUCAAAGACAUAAAAGCAGUAGCAAUAGGACCAGUAACAAAAGAUGCGUUAAUUAAUUCUGGUUUCAAUGUAUAUGCCACUGCGAAUAAACCUGAACCAGCAGCUUUGAUGCAAGCGAUCACAGUUGCUGAAUCUAUAGAAAAUUUAAAAAAGAAUAAUUUGACGUGACGUCUUUUGGAUUGUUUGUCACAAGGAUCAACCAUGAAAAGCGGUAAACCGAAUCAGUGUGCAGUUUAUAGGCAAUGUAUUUGCAAAUUUAUAUAUAAGUAUUAUCAAGCACCAAGAUCUGCUUCGAUCGAAUAUGGGAUUCUUUUUUAUUUUAUUUAAAUAAGC
This is a messenger RNA of Mycetomoellerius zeteki, 1050 nucleotides long. It is a transcript of the gene Uros1, whose product is annotated as Uroporphyrinogen III synthase 1. Bases 82 to 885 code for a protein of 267 amino acids. Gene Ontology annotation, molecular function: uroporphyrinogen-III synthase activity. The transcript is spliced from 2 exons. Gene Ontology annotation, cellular component: cytosol. Lineage: Eukaryota; Metazoa; Arthropoda; Insecta; Hymenoptera; Formicidae. The record is from RefSeq and is a predicted model, not a curated record. Gene Ontology annotation, biological process: uroporphyrinogen III biosynthetic process.